Messenger RNA from Astyanax mexicanus (Mexican tetra), 2176 nucleotides. It is a transcript of the gene ptgs2a, whose product is annotated as prostaglandin-endoperoxide synthase 2a. Bases 90 to 1907 code for a protein of 605 amino acids. Gene Ontology annotation, cellular component: neuron projection; cytoplasm. The transcript is spliced from 9 exons. Lineage: Eukaryota; Metazoa; Chordata; Actinopteri; Characiformes; Acestrorhamphidae. Gene Ontology annotation, molecular function: heme binding; peroxidase activity; oxidoreductase activity, acting on single donors with incorporation of molecular oxygen, incorporation of two atoms of oxygen. The record is from RefSeq and is a predicted model, not a curated record. Gene Ontology annotation, biological process: cyclooxygenase pathway; response to oxidative stress.
ACCUCACAAAGAUCACACUCCACCCAGCAGAUACAGCUCUUCAGCCAGACAUCAAAGAUCAGAGAUCAGACACCAGACAUCAGAGAGGAAUGAACCAGACCGUCUGCAUCUUCUCGCUCCUGCUGAUAACCCUGCAGAUCUUCUCCUGCUCCGGCUUGGACCCCUGCUGUGCUCAGCCAUGCCAGAACAGCGGACUGUGUGUGUCCAAAGGUUCAGACUCGUAUGAGUGUGACUGCACCAGAACAGGGUACUAUGGAGAAAACUGCACCACCCCUGAACUUUCCACGAGGAUCAGGUCCAUCCUGAAGCCCAGUCCAAACACAGUGCAUCACUUCCUGACGCACUACAAAUGGAUGUGGAACAUCAUCAACAACGUCUCCUUUCUGAGGGACGCUAUCAUGCGCUAUGUGCUCACAUCGAGGGCAAAUUUGGUCGACAGCCCACCAACGUACAACGCCGCCUACGGCUACAAAAACUGGGAGGCCUACUCCAACCUGUCCUACUACACCCGCACUCUGCCCCCAGUGCCCACGCACUGCCCCGGAGCAACUCCGACCCUUCCGGAUGCCAAGCAGGUGGUGGAGAAGGUUCUCCUGAGGAGAAAAUUCAUUCCGGAUCCACAGGGAACGAGCCUGAUGUUCGCUUUCUUCGCCCAGCAUUUCACGCACCAGUUCUUCAAAUCCGACCUAAAGAAAGGACCCGCCUUCACCAGAUCUCUGGGUCAUGGAGUGGAUCUGAGUCAUAUUUAUGGAGAAUCUCUGGAAAGGCAGCACAAACUGAGGCUUUUUAAAGAUGGAAAGCUGAAAUUUCAGGUUGUGGAUGGCGAGGUGUAUCCACCGCUGGUUAAAGACGUUCAGGUGGAGAUGCAUUACCCUCCUCACAUCCCUGAGGUGCACCGAUUCGCUGUGGGUCACGAGGCCUUCGGUCUGGUCCCUGGCCUGAUGAUGUACGCCACCAUCUGGCUGAGGGAACACAACCGUGUUUGUGACAUCAUGAAGGAGGAGCAUCCCGACUGGGACGAUGAGCGCAUCUUCCAGACCACACGGCUUAUUCUGAUUGGCGAGACCAUUAAAAUCGUGAUCGAGGAUUACGUCCAGCACCUGAGUGGAUACCACUUCAAGCUGAAGUUUGACCCGGAGCUGCUCUUCAGCCAGAGGUUCCAGUACCAGAACCGGAUCGCCUCCGAGUUCAACACGCUGUACCACUGGCACCCGCUGAUGCCCGACACCUUCCACAUCCAGCAGCAGGUCUACGCCUACCCCCAGUUCUUCUUCAACAACUCCAUUGUAACCCAGCACGGCAUCGGCAACCUGGUGGACGCCUUCACCAAGCAAACAGCAGGCAGGAUUUCUGGUGGAUGGAAUCUGCCUCCUCCAGUGCAGGGAAUGGCGGCAAAGGUUCUGGAGCACAGCAGACAGAUGCGCUAUCAGUCUUUUAAUGCAUACAGGAAACGCUUCGGUUUAAGGCCCUACACUUCCUUCGAAGACAUGACAGGAGAUAAGGAGCUGGCGGCGGAGCUGGAGAAGCUGUAUGGAGAUGUGGAGCUGGUGGAGCUGUACUCUGGGCUGCUGGUGGAGAAGCCCAGGCCCGGGGCUGUGUUCGGAGAGACCAUGGUGGAGAUGGGAGCUCCCUUCUCCCUGAAAGGCCUGCUGGGAAACCCCAUCUGCUCCCCUGAGUACUGGAUGCCCAGCACGUUCGGUGGCACGGUGGGGUUCGAUAUAGUGAACAGCGCCUCGCUGAAGAAUCUGGUGUGCCUCAAUGUUAAAGGACCAUGCCCUAUGGUGUCCUUCAAAGUGCCUGACGUACAGUUUCCCAGUGUGUCCAGCAGAAACUCCAGCUCGGACCCAUCCGGACACAGCGAGAUCAGUCCCACGGUUUUACUGAAAGAACGGACUUCUGAGCUGUAAAACCCACAAACUGCAAAUCCUGCACCUUUUUAUACACGCUGGUUUUGUCUCGUGUUGAUGACAUCUUUGUUCCUUAACUUAUGAUUAUGUUAAUUUAUUAGACUAUUUAUUUCUGUAUUUAUUUAUUUAUUGAGAAACGGAACUUUUUACAUUAUUUAAUACUAAAUUAUUUGUUCUGUUUUGCAAUGUGUGAAGAGUCUUAAGUUCUAUUUUUUAAUACCUUUAAUGGUGUUCUAAUGUGUGUUUUAUAAAUUAAUUUUGAACCAUUU